AUACGUUCGCGGCUGUAGCUGAAGGACAUACUUAGAAGAAAGUUUACAAAAGAGAAUGACUAGGGGGAUCGGCGAUACCACAGAGCUUAUAAGGGCGAUGUUUGAUCGUGUAUCGCAAGGUAACUCAUUCAAGUCCUAACUUUAUAAACACCUAACUUCUGCUGGGCUCCAGACUUCGUAGUGCGCCUGCGCCUUGCCCUUGGCUGCGUGGUUGCCAGGAAACCGCGAAGCCGCGGUCCCUGCCUCCGAGUCUCUCUUGACCAUGGCCAAAUUCGUCAUUGCGGGUAGAGCAGAUUGUCCAUAUUAUGCUAAAACAGAACUUCUGGCAGACUAUUUACAAAAGAAUCUUCCUGAUUUUCGGAUACAUAAAAUCACACAACGUCCUGAGGUUUGGGAGGAUUGGCUAAAAGAUGUGUGUGAAAAGAAUAAGUGGAGUCACAAGAAUUCCCCUAUCAUAUGGAGAGAGCUGUUGGAUCGUGGAGGAAAGGGUUUGCUUUUGGGAGGAUAUAAUGAGUUCCUGGAGCAUGCCCAGCUUUACUAUGAUGUCACCUCUAGCAUGACGACUGAGUUGAUGAUGGUAAUUGCUCAAGAGAACCUGGGGGCACAUAUAGAAAAAGAGCAGGAGGAAGAAGGCCUGAAAACUUGCAUCAACCCCUUGCAGGUCUGGAUCACCAGUGCCUCUGCUCCUGCCUGCUACAACCUAAUUCCCAUAUUGACGAGUGGCGAAGUGUUUGGGAUGCAUACAGAAAUUAGCAUAACUCUAUUUGACAACAAGCAGGCAGAAGAAUAUCUCAAAAGCCUUGUGAUGGAGACCCAGGACCUGGCGUCACCUGUCCUGCGCAGUGUCUCCAUCUGCACGAAGGUGGAGGAGGCCUUCUGCCAGGCCCACGUCAUUGUGGUGCUGGACGAUAGCACCGACAAGGAGGUGUUCACUCUGGAGGACUGCCUCCGAAGCAGGGUGCCUCUGUGCAGGCUCUACGGGUACCUGAUAGAGAAAAAUGCUCAUGAGUCCGUCAGAGUCAUCGUGGGAGGGAAAACCUUUGUGAACCUGAAGACAGUUUUACUCAUGAGAUAUGCCCCACGCAUCGCACACAACAUUAUUGCCGUGGCACUGGGGGUGGAAGGUGAAGCGAAAGCCAUACUGGCCAGAAAACUGAAGACAGCUCCUUCAUACAUUAAAGAUGUGAUCAUUUGGGGUAAUAUCAGUGGAAAUAAUUACGUUGAUCUGAGAAAAACAAGGGUGUACAGAUAUGAGAGUGCCAUUUGGGGACCUCUUCAUUAUUCACGCCCUCUUUUAAACUUGAUUUUUGACAGUGAGUGGAUAAAAAGAGAAUUUGUGGCAACUCUUAAACACUUGACCGCCACAGGAAGACAAUUUGGAGGCAUUUUGGCUGCACACAGUAUAGCCACUACAUUGAAAUACUGGUAUCAUGGCUCACCGCCUGGGGAGAUUGUAUCUUUAGGAAUAUUGAGUGAAGGCCAGUUUGGUAUUCCUAAAGGGAUCGUCUUUUCUAUGCCUGUGAAAUUUGAGAAUGGAACUUGGGUGGUUCUUACGGAUCUCAAAGAUAUUGAAAUAAGUGAACAAAUAAUGACCAGAAUGACAAGUGAUCUAAUUCAGGAGAAACUUGUUGCACUUGGAGACAAGAUACAUUUUCAGCCAUACCAAUCAGAACAUAAAGAUCUAGUCCCUCAUGAAGAAAAAAAUCCAGUUAUGUCAGACGCAGAUUUUCUAAAUCAGAUUCCUCAAACCACCUUUGAAAAGCCACAGAGUCUUGAGUUCCUAAAUGGCUUUGAAGGCAAAACUGUGGAAUCCUAACAGAUCAAAUUGGAUGAAAUACAUAAUUACUUGGUAGCAUAAUAAAUAUAGAAAGAAUUUACAUAAAUGUCUAUAUUGAAGGAAGAAUAAUUUGAAAGAUUUAUGUCAGUCUUAGAUAAUACCAUGCAAGGCAAUUAAAUCACUGUGACAACAUAAAGGUCAGAGUUCAGUUAUUUUGUGUUACUUGUAUCCACUCAUGUUUGUUUAAUAAUAAUUGCAUUUUCUCAGAAAUAUUUUGGUGUCAAAUGCUAUCUUUUAUACUACAUUAAAAUAGAGUUGUCAGUCAUUGCAUCUGCCCAUACAUCUUCUGAGAGAACCUGCUUCCUUCCACCAGCCAUACCUAAGACCUGCACCUAAGUGACCAUGUUUGCUCAAAUGUCCUCACCACCUUGGUCUCAACUAAUUAAGCCAAACAGAUGUACCUCACUCAAGGAUAACCAAUCAUAUUUUCUCUCUCUCUCAAAAAAAAAAAAUUGAACUGAGACCAAUGAGUAAGUUGGUGACUGGGUCAGGUUGAUGGUAGUGAACUAUGUGCCUGUGAGCUCUUCAGAGCUAGAUUGGGUUCACCACCUUCAUAAGACCUACCUCUGUACCAUUUUUCCCUGGAUGUGCUUUGUUUAAGUGUCUGUAUAAUAAAUCACACUUUUUUAAAGCUCAGAUUGAAUAGGUUUCUGCUCCUUGACAACAGAUAUGGCCUGAAUAAAAUGAAUUUUGAAAGAAAA
Molecule: messenger RNA, 2538 nt
Organism: Mandrillus leucophaeus (drill)
Lineage: Eukaryota; Metazoa; Chordata; Mammalia; Primates; Cercopithecidae
Gene: MDH1B
Product: malate dehydrogenase 1B, NAD (soluble)
Exons: 12
Coding region: 263-1816 (517 amino acids)
Biological process (GO): malate metabolic process; oxaloacetate metabolic process; tricarboxylic acid cycle
Molecular function (GO): L-malate dehydrogenase (NAD+) activity
Source: RefSeq, a predicted model, not a curated record